This is a messenger RNA of Neomonachus schauinslandi (Hawaiian monk seal), 4294 nucleotides long. RefSeq names its product WW and C2 domain containing 2 (gene WWC2). The transcript is spliced from 23 exons. Gene Ontology annotation, molecular function: kinase binding; molecular adaptor activity. Gene Ontology annotation, cellular component: cytoplasm. Gene Ontology annotation, biological process: regulation of hippo signaling; cell migration; regulation of DNA-templated transcription. Bases 1 to 3597 code for a protein of 1198 amino acids. The record is from RefSeq and is a predicted model, not a curated record. NCBI's taxonomy places the organism in Eukaryota, Metazoa, Chordata, Mammalia, Carnivora, Phocidae.
AUGCCUAGGAGGGCCGGGAGCGGGCAGCUGCCGCUACCCCGGGGCUGGGAGGAGGCCAGGGACUACGACGGCAAGGUCUUCUACAUCGACCACAACACCAGGAGGACCAGCUGGAUCGACCCCCGGGACAGGUUAACGAAGCCCUUGUCAUUUGCUGAUUGUGUUGGGGAUGAGCUGCCGUGGGGCUGGGAAGCAGGGUUUGACCCACAGAUUGGCGUCUACUACAUCGAUCAUGUCAACAAAACCACACAGAUUGAAGAUCCGCGAAAACAGUGGAGAGGGGAACAGGAGAAGAUGCUCAAGGACUAUCUCUCGGUGGCUCAGGAUGCUCUCAGGACGCAGAAGGAGCUGUACCACGUGAAAGAGCAAAGACUCGCUUUGGCCCUCGAUGAAUACGUACGAUUAAAUGAUGCCUACAAGGAGAAGUCAAGUUCUCACACAAGCUUAUUCUCAGGAUCUUCAUCCAGUACUAAAUAUGAUCCCGAUAUUUUAAAAGCGGAGAUCUCCACUACACGAUUAAGGGUUAAAAAGCUGAAGCGAGAACUCUCACAGAUGAAGCAAGAAUUGCUGUAUAAAGAACAAGGCUUUGAAACGUUGCAACAAAUAGAUAAAAAAAUGUCUGGAGGCCAGAGUGGCUAUGAACUUAGUGAAGCCAAAGCCAUUCUAACUGAACUGAAAUCGAUCAGAAAGGCUAUUAGCUCAGGAGAAAAAGAAAAGCAAGAUCUGAUGCAGAGUCUUGCUAAGCUGCAGGAGCGGUUCCAUUUGGAUCAGAGCAUUGGCACAUCCGAGCCAGACUUGAGAUCCAGUCCUGUGAACUCCCGUUUAUCUCUGUCCAGACAGACCCUUGACGCUGGGUCACAGACAAGCAUUUCUGGAGAUAUCGGAGUGAGAAGUAGAUCAAAUUUAGCUGAAAAGGUCAGGCUGAGCCUACAAUAUGAAGAAGCCAAAAGAAGUAUGGCCAACUUAAAAAUUGAACUGUCGAAACUGGACAGCGAGACGUGGCCCGGGGCGCUGGAUAUCGAGAAGGAGAAGCUGAUGCUGAUCCACGAGAAGGAAGAGCUUCUGAAAGAGCUUCAGUUCGUCACCCCGCAGAAACGCACUCGAGACGAACUGGAGCGCCUGGAAGGCGAGAGGCGGCGGCUGGAGGACGAGCUGCUGUCCGCAAGGGGUCCGCCGAGCCGAGCCCUGGCCGAGAGAUUGAAAUUGGAAGAGCGAAGGAAAGAGCUCCUACAGAAACUUGAAGAAACUACUAAAUUAACUACUUAUUUGCAUUCACAACUUAAAAGCCUCUCGGCCAGCACCCUGUCCAUGUCGUCCGGGAGCAGCCUGGGCUCCCUGGCCUCCAGCCGGGGGUCUCUGAACACUUCCAGCAGAGGCUCGCUCAGCUCCCUCAGUUCCGGAGAGCUCUGUUACACCAGUCAGAGCGACCAGGUGGACACGGAUUAUCAGUGCAAACUGGACCUCCUUCUGCAGGAGAAAGGCGGCUACAUUCCUUCUGGACCCAUCACCACCAUCCACGAAAACGAAGUGGCCAAGUCCCCCAGGCAGCCUGGCCAGAGCAGUCCCUGUGGGGCGGCGGCUGCAGCCACAGGCCACACGCCCCCACGGACUGAGGCCCCCAAGUCUGUGACGUCCCUUUCCUCACGGUCCUCCCUCUCCUCCUUGUCCCCUCCCGGCUCUCCCUUGGUUCUAGAAGGCACGUUCCCCAUGUCUGCUCACGAUGUCCCUCUCCAUCGGUUCACUGCUGACUUUGAAGACUGUGAAUUGAGUAGCCAUUUUGCAGACAUCAGCCUCGGCGAGAGUCAGAUCUUGCUGGAUUCUCAUUCAGGAGGAGUGUCCCAGUCUCUCUCAGAGGAUAAAGACCUCAGCGAAUGUGCCCGGGAGCCGUUGUAUGAAGGAACUGCAGAUGUGGAAAAGUCAUUACCAAAAAGAAGAGUAAUCCACCUGCUCGGGGAGAAGACCGCCUGUGUGUCAGCUGCUGUGUCCGAUGAGUCUGUGGCUGGAGACAGCGGGGUCUACGAAGCUUCCGUGAAACAGCCUAGUGAAGUUGAAGAUGUUCCCUACAGCGAAGGGGAUGUCACCAUCGUGGAGACAGCCCAGGUGCAGGUCGGCCUCAGAUACGAUGCAAAAAGGUCAAGUUUCAUGGUGAUUUUAGCACAACUUCGAAAUCUUCAUGCCUUCUUAAUACCUCACACUUCAAAAGUAUACUUUAGGGUUGCUCUGCUUCCCUCCUCGACGGAUGUCAGCUGUCUGUUUCGAACAAGAGUCCAUCCAGCCACAGAAUCCAUCUUAUUCAAUGAUAUGUUCCGAGUGGCCAUUUCCCAAACAGCCUUACAGCAGAAGACGCUGAGAGUCGAUCUUUGCUCUGUUAGUAAACACCGAAGUGAAGAAUGCCUGGCUGGAACUCAGAUCAGUCUGGCUGAUUUACCAUUUUCCAAUGAGAUUUUCACUCUGUGGUAUAACCUGCUUCCUUCCAAGCAAAUGUCUUGCAAAAAGAAUGACGAAGAAAAUGAGGACUCUGUAUUUCAACCAAAUCAGCCGUUAAUAGAUUCUAUAGACUUGGAUGCAGUGUCAGCCUUACUUGCAAGAACAUCAGCCGAGCUGUUGGCUGUGGAACAGGAAUUAGCACAGCAAGAAGAAGAAGAAGAGGAAGAAGAAGAACCCGGGCAGGAAGAAGAGCAAAGAGGUCCAGAUGGAGAUUGGUUGACCAUGCUGCGAGAGGCCUCUGAUGAAAUUGCGUCUGAAGAAGAGGCCCCCGUGAAGUUGCCAGAGGGCAGUAGCUGUCCAGGAGACUUGUGCUCGUGCCCGAGCGCGCCCGAGGCGCAGGAGGACGCGGGCAGGAGAGAGCGCGGCUGUGCGGAGGACCGCGGGCGCCAGCCACCUGCCGGGCCGUGCACCCUGGUCGAUAAAGAGACAAACACGGAGGAGGCAGGUGAUGCCGGGGUGGCGGUUCGCCCCAAAGAGCGCAGCUGCCUGAGCGCUCGGCAGCGGCCCUUCGUGCGGAGCAGCGUGAUCGUGCGCUCGCAGACCUUCUCCCCGGGGGAGCGUAACCAGUACAUCUGCCGGUUGAAUCGAAGUGACAGUGACAGUUCAACCUUGGCUAAAAAAUCACUGUUUGUGAGAAACUCCACUGAACGGCGCAGUUUGAGGGUCAAAAGGACGGUUUGCCAGCCAGUCCUGAGACGAACAGCACAAGAACGCCCAGUGCGCACAUCUCUAGACCUAGAACUGGACCUUCAGGCAUCUCUAACCCGGCAGAGCCGUCUCAAUGAUGAGCUGCAGGCCCUCAGGGGCUUGAGGCAAAAGCUGGAGGAGCUGAAAGCUCAGGGAGAGACUGACCUUCCGCUGGGUGUGCUGGAAGAUGAGAGGUUCCAGAAGCUCCUGAAACAAGCUGAGAAACAGGCUGAACAGUCAAAAGAAGAGCAGAAGCAAGGUUUGAAUGCAGAGAAACUGAUGCGGCAGGUCUCCAAGGACGUGUGCCGGCUCCGGGAGCAGAGCCGCAAGGUGCCUCGGCAGGUGCAGUCCUUCAGGGAGAAGAUUGCCUACUUUACCAGAGCGAAGAUAAGCAUCCCGUCCCUGCCGGCUGAUGAUGUGUGAUUACACCCCCCAAAGAAAUUAUUCUGUCACCUGUUCACUUCUUAGGGAGGGUACAAGGCUGAACUUUUGUUUUGUUUUGUUUUGUUUCGUUUUGGGGAGGGGGGUUCUUUUUGUAACGUAACUGUCAACUCUUAAAGAGCUUUUAUUUCACAUCAGAUUUUCAACAUGUUAAUUUGUAAAGUACCUUGAAUGUAAUUCUUGUAUGUUUAAAAAAAGAAAAAAAAAAGUCAGAUAACCCAGAUGGAAUAAUCUGGUACACAAAUGUCGUCCAGUACAUACGAAUUGCCAGGAGGCUGUGUUUGUACAAAUGGAAUCGGGGCAACGCCCGGUGUGUAUCCUGUUGAACCAACUGUUGAGAAAUAACUCGGUUUAGCAGACGGCGAUCUUGGCUUUUCCUUCAUUGUCUCACGGGCAGACUGUGAGGAUGGCAACGGGCCAGCUUGCUAUCUUUGUACCAGGGGGCAGCUCUUAGCGUUUGAAGGCAAAUGUGAGUCCAGCUCUGAGUCCACCCGGAACAGGUGUUGUGCGCUCACCCGGUGACCUCUGUUGGAGCACUUGCUUCCUUAAAACAAGUUCCUUUUUGUCCUUUUCUUUUAGUCUAAAGAAAACCAGAUGCUGAGUGAGAUCUCAGAACACAGAGGAGCAGUGCUCCCGGCUACAGUGAAGACCUUGUGAUCUGUCACAUUAAGGCGGGGGG